AUGGUAGCUCUCGACGUUUCCGAGACAUCCAGUGCGCUCGCCGUCGCAGGUGGCUACAUUGCCAUCGUGGGCCUUGUGUCCUACUGGCUAAAGGAGAAGCUUUUCCUCUCCGAGGCCCUCCUCGCUUUCGUCGCUGGUAUUAUUUUCGGUCCCCUCGGCGCCGACAUCUUCUCCCCGCUGAAAUGGGUCGGUGGCGAUGAAGAAAAGCUCAGCGUUCUCACCUUUGAGAUUACGCGUAUUAUUAUCGCCAUUCAAGUCCUGUUCACCGGAAUUUCCCUCCCAAAGGCGUAUCUUUGGCGCGAGCGCAUGAGCCUCACCACUCUGCUGCUGCCUGUCAUGACGGCGGCAUGGUUUAUCACGGCCCUCUUUAUCUGGGCCCUCAUCCCCGGACUCACGUAUCUCGAAUCGCUGGCUAUCGGCUCGUGUGUGACUCCCACGGACCCUGUGCUGGCCAACUCGAUCUGCAAGGCCGGUGCCAACGACGGCCUCGGAUUCCCGUUCCUGUUCAUGGCGCUUUACCUCAUCCUGAUUCAUAGCCCCGACCACCCAGUCCACAAUAUCGGUGGCGCCAUUGGCGAAUGGUUCUAUAACAUUGUGUUGUACCAGGUUCUUCUCUCGGUGAUCAUCGGUACCAUUAUUGGUUUUAUUGCACGCAAGGUGCUCCGGUUCGCCGAGGAACAUCGUCUGAUUGACCACGAGUCUUUCCUGAGCUUUGGCGUUGCCUUGACCUUCCUCACUCUCGGCGUUGUUGGCACCAUUGGCUCAGACGAUAUUCUCUGCUGCUUUAUCGUCGGUAACAGUUUCACCUGGGACGACUGGUUCCGCGUGCAGACAGAGGACCACAAAGUGCAGGACGUCAUUGACCAACUGUUGAACGUAAGUGUAAAAUUUGGGCCCCCUAAGACGAACCCAUCUUCUCGACCAUUUGCCCCUUGGACCCAUAGCAGAACGCUUGGCUUCUACCGUGCACAUGCUGACACCCACCAGUCUGCAAUCUUCCUUUAUAUCGGUGCCAUCAUGCCCUGGGCAGAGUUUGGUAACUACUGGGGCAUUACUCCCUGGCGCCUGGUCCUUCUUGGCAUCUGCGUCAUCCUUUUCCGUCGUCUCCCAUGGGUCCUCCUUCUUUCCAAGUGGAUCCCCACAGUGCCUACCUGGAAGGAGGCUGCAUUCGCUGGCUACUUUGGUCCCAUUGGUGUCGGCGCAGUCUAUUACACCCAGGUCGCCCUGGAGUUCCUUCCUGACAACGGCAGCCGUGACCGUCUCCGAGCUGUCAUUUUGCCAGUCGUCUACUUUCUGGUGCUGACUUCGAUCAUCGUCCACGGCGUCACCAUCCCUGUCGGCAAGGGCUUCACUUUUGCUCGUACUCUCACCGUUACUCGCUCGACUGGUGACCCCAGCGCCGACCUCGUUUCGCGUCUGCCUCCACCCGUCGCUUUCGGAGACGUCCAGCCUCCCAUCAAGCCUGCAGACACGGCCAACAACAGUGUUGCCGACCUCGGCGCCAUCAAGGCCACUGACGGCAGCGACGACCGCGUUCACUUUGACCUCGGCGGCCAGGUUGGCCGCGCCGUCCAGACCACCACGGACAGCGCCCCAAUCAGUCGCAACGUCUCGUUUACGCCGGCUACAAAGUGGGAUGAGGGUGUGAUGGGUGACAGCCGCGUAACGCCGAUCAGCAGUGGCCGGACUACCCCAGAGCACACUGCGGCUGAGCACGGUAUCUCGAGUCUCCGCAACCGUCUCCCCGAGUCGCCUGUGUAA
Molecule: messenger RNA, 1761 nt
Organism: Apiotrichum porosum
Lineage: Eukaryota; Fungi; Basidiomycota; Tremellomycetes; Trichosporonales; Trichosporonaceae
Exons: 7
Coding region: 1-1761 (586 amino acids)
Biological process (GO): regulation of membrane potential; sodium ion export across plasma membrane; proton export across plasma membrane
Cellular component (GO): plasma membrane
Molecular function (GO): sodium:proton antiporter activity
Source: RefSeq, a predicted model, not a curated record